Molecule: messenger RNA, 2166 nt
Organism: Suillus bovinus
Lineage: Eukaryota; Fungi; Basidiomycota; Agaricomycetes; Boletales; Suillaceae
Exons: 13
Coding region: 1-2166 (721 amino acids)
Biological process (GO): DNA-templated transcription; regulation of DNA-templated transcription
Cellular component (GO): nucleus
Molecular function (GO): zinc ion binding; DNA binding; DNA-binding transcription factor activity, RNA polymerase II-specific
Source: RefSeq, a predicted model, not a curated record
AUGCCGAAGGCAACCCCGACCGCUAGCGCCAGCGUAUCCAACCGCCCUGCACUUCGUAGAAACCAGGCUUGCCGGCCAUGUCGAAAGAGAAAACUUAAAUGUGAUGCUGCCCGUCCCCACUGUGGCACAUGUGUGAAGCAAUGGCAGUCCCUCAUAAGUGUGCCUGCACCGCCCGACUACGCGCACCCUGCAGAACCACAGUGCGUUUAUGAUCCAGUAGAUGGUCUCGCAUUGGCGCCAGAUACAAAUGCUCUGGAAAAAAUUCGGCUUCUGGAGGAAGAAAUCUCGAACUUGAAGACGCAACUUCAAGAGCAUCGAACCAAUGGACUGUCAGGACCAUCUCAGCAACUACUACGCCGUUUCAGUCAGUUCCGCCCUGGAUCAGCUUCGUCUUCCUUGACUCCUGAAUCCGGAAGUCCGGCAACUAGUUCUGUUCAUACACCAUCGCUUCCUUUACCAAAAAACGGUACAAUUCCAGGUCAUAUACACGAUUCUGAUCCCCGUAACAACAGCAACAGUCCAGAGGUUCGGCACAAGAGUUCCACUGACACUAUUCUCGAAAUUAUAUACUCCGGUUGGAAUCCCGAUCUUCCUGAGCGCAGUGUUUUGGAGCACUAUAUAGAUGUAUUUUUCAAGUGCGAUCCUUGUGGUCCUCGCAUCUUUCAUCGCCCAUCUUUUCUUGCAGCCGUACGUCUAGAUCCUAGAGAUUCUUCCUUUCCACACUCGGCCAUACUUCAUGCAAUAUGUGCUUCAGCUUCUAGAUGGUCUUCCCGCAAUGUGGCAACUUUGCCUGACGGCACGGGACGUGAUGAAUUUGCGGAGUUCCACGCAAGUAAAACCCGACAGUAUAUUGACAAAACCAUGGCCACUGGCGAAGACAUCUUUCCCGUCGUUCAGGCGUGCAUCCUGCUUGCUUGGUAUUUCUACCAAGAAGGACGGUGGGUUGAAAUUUGGAUUUUUGCAGGAUUCCAGACUCGAGUUGCUAUACCACUGCGGUUAAAUUAUCCAGGAACUUUUUCCACUCACAUCACUACAUCACCGGGGGGAUACCUUCCUCCCCCAAAGGACCUUAUAGAUUUGGAGUCACGUCGUCGCACCUGGUGGACGACAAUCAUCUUUGACCGUAUAGCAUCGGUCGGUGGAUGGAUCCAUGCAAUUGAUGAGAGGGACAUUGGAACUGAGCUUCCUCUUCGAGGAGAAGAUUUCGACUCAGAGCAAUUAAUGCCUAGUAAUCCUCAAGACAUGUGUACGGAAGACGUCUUUACCACACAUUUGCCGAAAUACACCGAUUCUUUUCUUCUUCUAAUCAAGGCCAUCAUGAUGUUUGGUCGGGUCACAGACUUUAAUGUCCGACGAAACUUGCGUGCUCCGACUGCACCUAGCAAGUUUCAGGACCCUUUCCAAUCAUCUGGCUUUGCAGAUCUCGAUCGACUUGUCUACAAUGACUUCCUAGAAAACCUCCCGACGAUGUUCAAAAUGACAGGCGCUAAUGAACUGCCUGGUAAUCAUGGCUCAGUGGACACAGACUUAUAUAUGGUCCAUAUCAUACCGCAUGCGGCUACCAUUACACUCCAUAAUCCUUAUCUUGACCUAACCAACUUGAAUCGCAUAUCCACGAGCCGAUGUAUCAAUGCAGCAAGAGCCAUUCUUUCAGCCUACUUCAAGUUAUCAGAGACCUCUUUGGAUAUAUCACGAUUGCACCCAUUCGUCGUAAUCUGUUGGUACCUUGCCGCAGUCGUUCAGGUCCAGGUCUGUAAGCACUUCAUAGAAAUAGGGGAUAAUGCGAGAGAAGACCAGGUAUGGGGAGAGAUCAACGUCUUGCGACAAGCCAUGAUCAACUACGGGGUGAAAUCUCCAAUAGGUACUCGCCAAGAGAAGUUAUUGCAAGGUCUUAUGGAAGAAAUAGUACGACUGACAAGCCAGAAGCAGCCAUUGGAGGUGGGGCUUCCAUUGUAUCCAUUCUCUCAUACCACAUUGUUUGCGACGCCAACGUUACCUGAAAACGCUCAGAUGGCGCCUUUGCCAAAUCCCUCUAUAUCAUACUCAGUGGAGUACGAUCCCGCGAUAUUCAUACGAGAUUCGGAUUCGUUAGAUUCAUACUGCCGUCAUCUGCCCAGCUGGUCCCCCUCGAGCUACAGCAGCCGCUCUUUCCCAAGAGAGGAUUAG